AUGACUGAAAAAGCUGAAGGAAACAAUGAAACAGUAGACAAUGUUACAGAAUCUGGUGAAUUCAAUGCAUCACUGAUAAAACAUUCAUCGUUACUACAACCUCCAUCGUCGUCAUCAUCACUGAGAGAUAUUGUUGUCAUUAAUAACAUAACUCCAGAGUUGUCAACCAAGUUAAGAAAGACAUGCCUUACAAAGGGAAUUUUAUCCAUUUACACUGAUGAUGAAACAUGCAAUGAAAGCAUUACUAAUAAUGAUAAUGAUAAUGAUAAGGCGACUAAUGAAGGAUUGGACCAUUCUAAUGACGCUAAUAAGGGUACUGAUUUAUGCUACAUGAUGAAAACCCAAAGUGAUUGUACAAAACACUUAUAUCGAUAACAUUUAUUUCAGAUACAUUCAAACAAAAGCGCAAAAGGUAUAUCACUACAUGAUACUGAUGAAGACGUAAAAGAUUGUAACACUGAGUAAACAAAGAGGACCAUAGUAAUAGUAACAAUGUCAAUAACACUGAAGUACGUCUUAUUAUAGUGGGGAUGAACAUGAAAAACUGGGAGAUAUUACAAGAGCUAACUUCUACUUUCGUUCACCCUUU
This is a messenger RNA of Heterobilharzia americana, 589 nucleotides long. NCBI's taxonomy places the organism in Eukaryota, Metazoa, Platyhelminthes, Trematoda, Strigeidida, Schistosomatidae. The record is from the annotation of a GenBank genome assembly.